GGCUGUGGCGUGGGAGUUGCUUCCGGGUCGCGCGCCCGGAAGCAGGAAGUUGGCGGCUCACCCUCCUCGCUCGGAGGCUGCAGUCCCCGAGGGGGCGCGGGCCCCGCAUGGAUUUUGUAUGGGAAGACAUGGAUCUUGCUGCCAACGAGCUCAGCAUUUAUGACAAACUUUCAGAGACUGUUGAUUUGGUGAGACAGACAGGCCAUCAAUGUGGCAUGUCAGAGAAGGCAAUUGAAAAAUUUAUCAGACAGCUGCUGGAAAAGAAUGAACCUCAGAGGGGACCACCCCAGUAUCCUCUCCUGAUAGCCGUGUAUAAGGUCCUUGUAACCCUGGGAUUAAUCUUGCUCACUGCCUACUUUGUGAUUCAACCUUUCAGCCCAUUACCGCCUGAACCGGUGCUUUCUGGAGCUCACCCUUGGCGCUCACUCAUUCAUCACAUCCGGCUGAUGUCCUUGCCCAUUACCAAGAAGUAUAUGCCAGAAAAUAAGGGCAUUCCUCUGCAUGGGGGCGAUGAAGACAGACCCUUUCCAGACUUUGACCCUUGGUGGACAAGCAGUUGUGAGCAGAAUGAGUCGGACCCCAUCCCCACCAACUGCACCGGCUGUGCCCAGAAAUUACCCCUCGAGGUGAUGCUCCUGGAAGAUACCCCAAAGAAAUUAGAGAGACUCCAUCCUCUGGUGAUCAAGACGGGCCAGCUUGUGUUCCCGGAGGAGCUCCAGCACUUUCUGUGCCAGUACCCUGAGGCGGCGGAGGGCUUCACCGAAGGGCUUUUCUCCAAGUGGUGGCGCUGCCUUCCCGAGCGGUGGUUCCCAUUUCCGUAUCCGUGGAGAAGACCUCUAAACAGAUCCCACAUUUUACGCGAGCUUUUUCCUGUUUUCACCUACCUGCCAUUCCCAAAAGAUGCCUCCUUAAAAAAGUGCUUCCUUCUUCAACCGGAACCUGUUGUGGGUAGUAAGAUGCAUAGAAUGCAUGACCUGUUUAUCAUUGGCAGCGGUGAGGCCGUAUUACAGCUCCUCCCUCCCUUCCAGUGCCGGAGACACUGUCAGUCCAUGGCGAUGCCACUAGAACCAGGGGAUAUUGGUGUGGCCGGUCCUUGCCAUUCACCUGCUUUCCCGUUGCUGUUUGCCUUCAAGGCUAUGCCGGUGCCACCCACUGGAAGGUCUACGUUAGAGCCAGAGGGGCCCAGCCUUUGGUCAUCUGUGACGGGACCACCCUCUCAGAGCUAUAGGAGACGAGAACUGACCAGAGGAACAACUUCGAGGUCUGAAGGCCAGAUUGGAAGGGAAGAAAUAAAAACAGAAACAAUGAAAGCACUUUCCUGCCCUGUGCGUGUGUUUAGAGCCUGCUGUAUGCUGAAGGCAGUGGCCAGAGCCUGGCCCUCCUGACUCCUCCAGCCUACCCGUGUGGCCAGGAUUUCACUGAUACCUGUCUGUGAGAGGCUGGCCUCUUCCACACCUUCUGGAACCGCAGCCUUGAGGCUGCCUCUCAGGCAGGAAACAGGGUUGAUGCCUUCCCUUACUUGUAUGGCAUGGCCCUCUCUGCUGGCUCCCUGGCCACAGAGAUGGUGGCCAGCAGGUCCUGACUGCAGGGCCGUGCCUUACCAGGUAGGCCUGCUCCGCCUGUCUUCCCGGCCGCACCACCCGAUACUUUUAUGGAAAGCCAUGGCCGAUUAAAUAAGUUGUUGCAAUUUC
This is a messenger RNA of Suricata suricatta (meerkat), 1691 nucleotides long. It is a transcript of the gene C7H6orf89, whose product is annotated as chromosome 7 C6orf89 homolog. The transcript is spliced from 8 exons. Gene Ontology annotation, cellular component: nucleolus; Golgi membrane. The coding region runs from base 108 to 1385 and encodes 425 amino acids. Lineage: Eukaryota; Metazoa; Chordata; Mammalia; Carnivora; Herpestidae. The record is from RefSeq and is a predicted model, not a curated record.